GGGAUUUUUAGCUCCACCAAUUUUCAGUGUGGUGAGUUUGUGCUGGAAUACCGGGGUCAGCUACUAUCACCCACAGAAUACAGAAAGGCAUUAGAUGUGUACGAUGAGGACCAGAGGAUCUUCCUCUUUGAAUUUUAUUUUAAUGGAAAGCUGUGUUGGAUGGAUGCGAUGUUCUUACAGCUGGGACAUGUGAGCCUCGUGGUACUUCUACCAAACUCCUGCCCUGCACCAGUGCUGCCACGACUGUCACGCGGCCAAAUUACUACAGUGAGGAUGGAUGCGAUGUUCUUACAGCUGGGACAUGUGAGCCUCGUGAUUGUAAAAUACAUUCGGUGGAAAAAGAGUUAUUGUCCAGUUUGGAGAAAUGUCAAAUCUGCAAAGGACCAUUUUCCACUCUGAAGUGGCAUGGUGUCAGAUGUAAAGUUUGCUUCACUGUAUGGCAUGGAAGGUGCUUUGACAGACUAAAGACAUGUAAUGCUUCUGAAGACAGUGGGGAGAGUGAAAGUGAAAAAUCAUCUGGUGAAGAAUAUGUUCCAAAUUCUGAGAGUGACACAGAGUCUGUAACAUCAAGUCCAAAUGAAGCAAGUGCAGUGACAGCCAAAGCAAGCACUGAAUGCUCUGCAACACAAAACUGUAAUGCCUUGCACUAUACUACAGUAAUGGGCAAUGAGCCUUCCAACGACAAAAAACAAUCUUCCAGUUGUCCAGCAAAAUCAGCCACAUUAGCAAAACCAGAACGCAAUUAUUGCUUUGUUUGUGGUGAGGCACAAACAAAAAUAGCGAGGCAUUUUAAAAUGCAUAUAAAAGAAGAUGUGGAAAUAGCAAGAGCUCUAAGCCUUCCCACAAACUCAAAAGAGAGGAAACAUCUGCUGGAGGCUUUAAGGAACAAAGGCAACUUUUCUCAUAAUAAUGAUGUCCUAAGAAAAGGAGAAGGUAGUCUGAAAGUAAAGAGGCGGGCAUUUCAUUGUGCUGACUCCAAAAAGUAUGAGUACUGCGUGCACUGCAAGGGUAUGUUUUUACGUCAGGAGCUUUGGAGGCAUAUGCGGAGAUGUAGGUCUAAACCAGCAACUUCACCAUCUACUUCACCUUCUGUAGGGCGGAAAAGAGUCCUGACAAUUGCAACAACUGCAACAUCAAUUCUGUCAGGAACAACAAGUGCUGAGCUCCUGAAAUUGAUGAGUAACAUGAUUGAUGAUAAUAUUGCACAGAACGUGAGAAAUGAUCCUGGCCUCUUGCAGUUCGCACAGUCUCUUUUUAAUAGGCACGGACAUGACAAGACAAAACAUGAAUAUAUUCGUCAGAAGCUUCGGGAACUUGGACGAUUUUUAGCAACUCUACGCAAAAAAAAUCCAUCUGCGACAAUGGAAGAUGCCAUGAAGCCUGAAAAUUUCAUCGAUGUCACUGAAGCAGUGAGGGAGACAGCAGGCUUCGACCAAGCAGAAAACACUUUCAGAACUCCAAGCUUGGCAUUAAAAAUUGGUCACUCUCUCCUGAAAAUCAGUGAACUAUUCCAGUGUCAAGCCCUAAUUUCUGGGGAUGCAGAGCUAGGCAAAUGUGCAGAUGCAUUCCAAAAGCUGUACAAGACAAAAUGGGCAGAAUGCAUCUCGCACUCUGCACUGGGGACCCUCAGUAGUUUAAAGUACAAUAAACCAAACAAGCUCCCACUCACACAGGACAUAAAAAAAACUGAACACCCAUCUCCAGCACAUUUCACAGUCUGCUUACAUGGCACUAAGCAACGAGGCAUCUGAGGUGAAUUAUUCCAAGCUUUCCAAAUCCACAUUAACUGAAGUCAU
Molecule: messenger RNA, 1796 nt
Organism: Astyanax mexicanus (Mexican tetra)
Lineage: Eukaryota; Metazoa; Chordata; Actinopteri; Characiformes; Acestrorhamphidae
Exons: 7
Coding region: 660-1751 (363 amino acids)
Source: RefSeq, a predicted model, not a curated record